This is a messenger RNA of Ziziphus jujuba (common jujube), 1728 nucleotides long. Its product is annotated as UDP-arabinopyranose mutase 1. NCBI's taxonomy places the organism in Eukaryota, Viridiplantae, Streptophyta, Magnoliopsida, Rosales, Rhamnaceae. The coding region runs from base 411 to 1508 and encodes 365 amino acids. Gene Ontology annotation, cellular component: cytosol; Golgi apparatus. Gene Ontology annotation, molecular function: UDP-arabinopyranose mutase activity. The record is from RefSeq and is a predicted model, not a curated record. The transcript is spliced from 4 exons. Gene Ontology annotation, biological process: UDP-L-arabinose metabolic process; plant-type cell wall biogenesis.
GAAUAUGAUAAGCUUUUGGAUGAGAUUGAAACUCAUCAAAAAUAGGAGGAACAUGCGCUGCAUGAUAGAAAUCAAUCACAGUGCUUUGCUAAUUUUUGUUUUUUAUUUUUUUUUGGUGAAUACAGUGCUUUGCUAAUUUGAACAUUAAUAAGCAGCAAAAAUAAAUAAAUCCCCUCCAACAAUGCCGGCUUCAUUUUGAAUAAUUCUCUACCUUCAAAUCUCAGACACGUCUCCUUUUAAUACCCUUCACUCGUGCCGGUUUCACCGGCGUCGCACGUGCCACUACGUGCUCCUCCAUUUAUAUUCCAACACAGACUCCCCCAUCUCCUCCUCCAAACUCACAACCCAACCCACCCUUCGUUCUCUCUGUUUCUUCUUUCUCUUUCUCUGUUUGGUUGUAGCAAUUAAUAAUGGUGGACACUGCAACUGCUGGUGCAAAACCAACACCAACAACACCUCUUCUAAAAGAUGAGCUCGACAUUGUCAUCCCCACCAUCAGAAACCUGGAUUUCUUGGAGAUGUGGAGGCCGUUCUUUGAGCCUUACCACUUGAUCAUCGUUCAAGAUGGUGACCCAUCGAAGACCAUCAAGGUCCCUGAUGGCUUUGACUAUGAGCUCUACAAUCGCAACGACAUCAACAGAAUUCUGGGUCCCAGAUCCUCCUGCAUUUCCUUUAAGGACUCUGCUUGCCGCUGCUUCGGCUACAUGGUCUCUAAGAAGAAGUAUAUCUACACUAUUGACGACGACUGCUUUGUUGCAAAAGACCCAUCUGGGAAACAAAUCAAUGCACUUGAGCAGCACAUCAAGAACCUUCUUUACCCAUCCACUCCAUUUUUCUUCAACACCUUGUAUGAUCCUUUCAGAGAAGGUGCAGACUUUGUCCGAGGAUACCCUUUCAGUCUCCGUGAGGGUGUCCCAACCGCUGUUUCUCAUGGACUAUGGCUCAACAUCCCAGAUUAUGAUGCACCAACACAGCUGGUCAAGCCUCUAGAGAGGAACACCAGGUAUGUUGAUGUGGUUCUGACAAUUCCAAAGGGCACUCUUUUUCCCAUGUGUGGUAUGAAUUUGGCAUUCGAUCGCGACCUUAUUGGCCCUGCAAUGUACUUUGGACUCAUGGGUGAUGGUCAGCCAAUUGGCCGCUAUGAUGACAUGUGGGCCGGCUGGUGCAUCAAGGUAAUAUGUGACCAUUUGGGACUGGGAGUGAAGACAGGACUGCCAUAUAUAUGGCACAGCAAAGCAAGUAACCCAUUUGUGAACCUGAGGAAGGAAUACAAAGGCAUUUUCUGGCAGGAAGAGAUAAUCCCAUUCUUCCAAGGUGUUGUUCUUCCAAAAGAUUGCACUACUGUCCAAAAAUGCUAUGUUGAACUGUCUAAGCAGGUUAAGGAAAAGCUUUCAAAGGUUGAUCCCUACUUUGACAAGCUAGCUGAUGCCAUGGUCACUUGGAUUGAAGCUUGGGAUGAUCUUAACCCGGCUACUGCUUCCGAUAAACUGCCCAAUGGCAAAGCAUAAAGAUUGAAAGUUUUGAUCAAAAUGCAAAAGCUCUUGUUUUUUUUUUUCACAUAACUAGUUUACAUUUGAAGUUACUUGUAGUCUCAUAAACACAGUAUGUUCUAUCCACCAUCUGCUUGAUCCACUCGGUCAAAUACAGAAUUUGAAUAUUUGGUGGAUGUAUUUUACUUGUUCAGUUUCAAAUUAUGGACUUAGAGCAAUAAAAAUUUAGUUGAUUUUA